GAACAACAAGAAUUAUUAGAAAGAAAAAAAGAGAGAGAGAGGCAACAUAAUUUGCGUGUAGUUCUCCAUAAAUGCAGCACGUGAGCGCUGCCAGUUCGGCACCUUCGGUGGUUUCAGCACCGGUGGUGACCACUGGCGGUGGCACCACCAUCACUUUGGGCGGACCGCCGCCAUUGCCCGGCAGCAAAUCAGAUCAUAAAGAGGACGGCGGCAAGCCGCCACACGGCAUUGAAAUGUAUAAAGUGAACAUUGAGGAUAUAUCACAGUUAUUUACGUAUCACGAGGUCUUUGGCAAAAUCCAUGGCGAUGUGGUGAAUCAUGUGGCGGCGGUGCAUGGCAGCCAGCUGCCACCGCCGCAGCUGCCACCGCCACCGCCACUACCGCCGCAGACAACGCAUUCGGCUAGCGCAGCUGCAGCAGCAGCGGCGGCGUCCACAAAUAAUGCAGCCGUCGCUGCUGUAAUGGCAUCCGCCAAUGCAGCAGCCGCGGCUGCAGCGGCCGCCUCAGCGGCGGCCACAGCCCAACAGCAACAGCAGCAACAGCAAGCCCCAGCGACAAGCACAAAUGCUGGAUCACAACAGGGCAGCGCCACGGUGACCACGACUAGCUCUGGCAGCAACGGGGGGAAUGGGGGCCAGAACAACAACAACAAUAACAACAACUCGACAACGACGACGACGGGUGAGUUGCUAAUGCCGAAAAUGGAGGGCGGCAUUCAUGGCGUCGAUGGGCAAUCGAGCGUUGCGUUGGCGCCGGAUGGCACGCCCAUAGCGACUGGUACGCAUGUGUGCGACAUUUGUGGCAAAAUGUUCCAGUUUCGCUAUCAGCUGAUUGUGCACCGUCGCUACCACAGCGAGCGCAAGCCGUUUAUGUGUCAGGUAUGCGGUCAGGGUUUUACCACAUCGCAGGAUUUGACCCGGCAUGGGAAGAUCCACAUUGGCGGUCCCAUGUUCACUUGCAUUGUGUGCUUCAAUGUGUUUGCCAAUAAUACAAGUCUGGAGCGCCAUAUGAAACGGCAUUCAACGGACAAGCCAUUCGCCUGCACCAUUUGCCAAAAGACUUUCGCACGCAAAGAGCAUCUGGACAAUCAUUUUCGUUCGCAUACGGGCGAAACACCGUUCCGUUGUCAGUACUGCGCCAAGACGUUUACGCGCAAGGAGCACAUGGUUAAUCAUGUGCGCAAACACACGGGUGAGACGCCACAUCGUUGCGAUAUUUGUAAGAAGUCCUUCACGCGCAAGGAACACUAUGUUAACCACUACAUGUGGCACACUGGUCAAACACCGCAUCAGUGCGAUGUCUGCGGCAAGAAAUACACGCGCAAGGAGCACCUAGCCAACCAUAUGCGCUCCCACACCAACGAGACGCCGUUUCGUUGCGAAAUCUGCGGCAAGAGCUUUAGUCGCAAGGAGCAUUUCACCAAUCACAUACUCUGGCAUACAGCAGGCGAGACGCCGCAUCGGUGCGACUUCUGCUCCAAGACGUUUACGCGCAAGGAGCAUUUGUUAAAUCACGUGCGCCAGCACACGGGAGAGUCGCCGCAUCGCUGCUCCUACUGCAUGAAGACGUUUACGCGCAAGGAGCAUCUGGUGAAUCAUAUACGCCAGCACACGGGUGAGACACCGUUCAAGUGCACGUACUGCACGAAAGCGUUCACACGCAAAGAUCACAUGGUUAAUCAUGUACGGCAACAUACAGGCGAAUCGCCGCACAAGUGCACAUACUGCACCAAGACGUUUACGCGCAAGGAGCACCUCACGAAUCAUGUGCGACAGCACACGGGCGAUUCGCCGCAUCGUUGCAGCUACUGCAAGAAGACCUUCACCCGCAAGGAGCAUUUGACGAAUCAUGUACGCCUGCACACUGGAGAUUCGCCGCACAAAUGCGAAUACUGCCAGAAGACGUUCACGCGCAAGGAGCAUCUCAAUAACCAUAUGCGCCAGCACUCGAGCGACAAUCCCCAUUGUUGCAAUGUGUGCAACAAGCCCUUCACACGCAAGGAGCAUUUGAUUAAUCAUAUGUCCCGUUGCCACACCGGCGAUCGUCCUUUCACCUGCGAGACGUGCGGUAAAUCGUUCCCCCUCAAGGGUAAUCUGCUGUUCCAUCAGCGCAGCCACACCAAGGGCCAGGAGUGCGAGCGUCCGUUUGCCUGCGAGAAGUGCCCCAAGAAUUUCAUAUGCAAAGGUCACUUGGUCUCGCACAUGCGCUCCCAUUCGGGCGAGAAACCGCACGCGUGCACACUGUGCAGCAAGGCUUUCGUCGAGCGCGGCAAUUUGAAGCGCCACAUGAAGAUGAAUCACCCGGAUGCUAUGAUGCCGCCACCACCCGUGCAUCCGCAUCCGCAAAUACCGGCUGGUGUGCUGACCCAAGUCAAGCAGGAAGUGAAACCGAUCAUAAUUCCCCAUCACUCGGCGACGACCACGAUGCACACCAUUCAGCAGAUAACAGCGGGCGCUGCAGCGGCUGGCGCCGGUGCCGUCCAGUUAACGCCUGGCCUGGUGCCGCUUGUCACCAGCACGCUCAUCUCCCACAAUGCCCAGCAGUCGCAGAAGCAGCAGCAGGCGGCCGCAGCAGUUGCCGCACAACAGCAGGCGGCAGCAGCAGCCGCUGCCCAGCAACAGGCGGCGGCGGCUCAACAACAAGCGGCAGCAGCAGCGCAUCAGCAACAUCAGCAACAGGUGGCCGCACAGCAGCAACAACAGCAACAGCAGGCGGCAGUCGCUGCACAUCAGCAGCAGCAACAGCAACUGCAGCAGCAACAGUUGCUGCAAUUGUCCAUACAGCAUGCGGCGCAUCAUCACCAGCAGCAUCAGCAGCAGCAGCAACAGCAGCAGCAACAUCAUCAACAGCAGCAACAACAACAACAACAGUCGCAUCCACAGGCGCCGCCACAGCAACAACAACAGCAACAGCCACCGCCACAGGUGCCAAUCGCAUUGAUAAGUGAUCCAAGCGCGCUGGCGCGUGCCGCGAUGCAACUGCAGCAUCUGCCCACAAAUGUGGAGCAACAUCCGGUGGUUUACUAACAGUAGCCCCUGCUGCCUGGCUACCCGACGACGGCGGCGGCGGCCACAACAGCCACAACACAGUGGUAAAAAAGAAAAGCACACAAAAUCCGGCGGCCAAUCGAAGCAACUGAAGGCAACAACAAUCCACAUCAACACAUAAGCAGCUAGUUAUACAUAUAAAACAUAUUCAUUUAUAUAUUUUAUAAAGCCGCGCGCUGGUUACGCCUUGAACCCGAUAAUGUGUCUCACCCCUUACCUAUUACCCAACUCUCCAGUCAGGCGCCUGCUUGCGCAACGUGCAAUACAAGAAAAAAAAACAUCUCAUAGUUUCCCUUCAUUGUUCUCUAACCGAUCUUUUUAGGCGCUUAGCGUCUAUAUAAUAUAUAUUUUUCACGUCUCUGUCACAUUUAUGAAAUGUACGCGUAACGACGGCGCUAGGGCUGGCUGUUAGCUGUGCUAUCGGCCAAGUUAGCGAGAGUUCAUCAAUGGGUUCAAAAAGUUGUAAUCAGUUUUUUUUUUUUAGUUCGGCGCCUGUAUUUUUAACAUUAUGUUUCAUUAAGUUAUGCAUAGGAAGUGAGAGAGAGAGACAUUCAUAUAUUCUUACACGGCAUCCUCAUACCAUACAACUAUCAUAAAUAUAUAUUUAUAUAUAUAUAUAUAUCAAUUAUACAUACUUUGUAUAUAAACUGCAGCAAAACUUUGAGAUAUUGUCGGAAAAUUUUGUAUUAUUUUGUGCAUUUUGUAAGACAAAGUAUGUAGCGAAACAGCUUAAACAGUUAUGCAUACAUUUACAUAUAAACUACACAAAUAUUAUGCUAAUAGCAGCGCCCAGUUAAUAUAUAUCAAACCACCCUCUUAACCUUCAGCCCCGUUAACGUUUAAGUCCGACAAAUUGUUGCCUAUGGAUGGAAAACUUUGUUAUAUAGGGCAAGGCGUAUUAGAGCAGUUAACUAACAAGUGAGUUGAAGAGGAAUAAUCGUAGGCUAAGUCAAGAACUAACGAGAGAUGAUAGAAACGCAAGAAGAAAAUUAUAUAUUAUUAUAUUUAAUGUUAGUUGAACUACUAAGAAGAAUUAAGAUUGAUUAUAAUGAGACAAAAGAGCGAAAGUGAAUUAGUUUUUAGUUAUAUCUACAAAAUGUGUGUGUAGAGUAGCGCACGCGCUAUAAUUCUAAUUACGAUUACGAUUACGAUAUGACAAGAAAACUAAGCGAUGAAGUUAUAACCUCCUCCCCCCCAACUACACACUAUUAAAGUUAACAACAACAAGAAUAAUAAUAAUAAAGCUAGGCACAACUCUACAAUUAAAUAUAACAAUUACUGUGCUUAUGUUGAAAACAGCAACAAAUUAUAGAAGAAGCAAGCCCCAAGCGCCACAAGCAACAACAUAUCUGCUUUAAAUUUUACACAAACAAAUAAGGAAAGAGAAAACGAAAAGAAAAAAAUAUAAUAAAUAAAUAAUAUUAUUAG
Drosophila novamexicana is the source of this 4475-nucleotide messenger RNA. RefSeq names its product gastrula zinc finger protein XlCGF57.1. Gene Ontology annotation, biological process: central nervous system development; regulation of transcription by RNA polymerase II. The coding region runs from base 72 to 3026 and encodes 984 amino acids. The record is from RefSeq and is a predicted model, not a curated record. Gene Ontology annotation, cellular component: nucleus. Gene Ontology annotation, molecular function: DNA-binding transcription factor activity, RNA polymerase II-specific; RNA polymerase II cis-regulatory region sequence-specific DNA binding. The transcript has 5 exons. Lineage: Eukaryota; Metazoa; Arthropoda; Insecta; Diptera; Drosophilidae.